CGCUCGCGUCUCAAAUCAGAACGAAAUCGCUCGCGUCUCAGAUCAGAACGAUCCACCGUCGCACCAAUCGUCUCACCACCGCCACCACGUCGUUGGCCUGCGGCGACGCCACUCCGCACAGCACCAUCCACCGUCGCACACUCGCCACCGCGACGCCGACGCCACCACCGCCAACGUCCGUAGAUCUGAAGCUCCUCCUUGCCCCGGGACGACGACCCCGGCUCCUCUGUGACGCCAGUCUCCCGCCUCCUUCUUCAGCCGGAGAUUGGGGCUGCCGGCGCGGCUUCCUCGUCCGAUCAGCAGAUGCGAUUAGAAUUGAAAUGGUAGGUGUUAGCUGAUUCCAGUGCAAAACGGCAAGAAAAUUCUUUCAAAAAGCUUGUGUUUUCAUCAUCAGCAACUGUUUAUGGUUCGCCAACUGUGUGAGAUAUAUGUGGAUGCAAAGGAUAAGAUGGAGAAGCACAUAAAGUUGCUAUUUGAACUCAAGGAACUACCUGAGACUUUCAUGGGUUUGCAGAUGGAAACAGCUAUUGUAAACAAUGGAACUAGAUAUUAUGUGAUGGCUGUUACUCCCACACGCCUAUAUUCUUUUACUGGGAUUGGGUCGCUAGAGUCUGUUUUUGCUAGUUAUGUGGACCGCACAGUACAUUUCAUGGAGCUUCCUGGUGACAUACCUAACAGGAUUAGUAAGCAGAUAGUAGAAGAACUUGUUUUUGAUCAAACACCUGAUGCAGUUUUAAGGGGAAUCAGUGGGUUAUGCAGUGAUGCGUCUGCUGGACUGUUCUAUGCAUAUGACCAAAACUCUAUCUUCCAGGUUUCUCUAGUCAUUGUUAUUAACUGUUCAUUGAUGCACUAGGUAACAUAUUUCAUCGGAUGAUUCUUGCCAAGCAAAACCUUGAUGUAAUACCGACUUCUGUUGCCCACUGUUAUUUAUUCUUUUUACGAUAUAUUCUCAUUUCAUUAGACUUGUGCUUUCCUACAUCUUUCACAUAUUGGGUAUCUACUUUGAUGUUGAAAACUUGGUGCUUUUUCUGUAAUCCUUUCUGUAAGUGUAAAUUAGGCCAUUAAAUUCUUUCAUGAGUUAAAUGAACUAAUUAAUUGUUGAUAUACAGCAUUCAUGCUUGAGUCACAUGACACAUUUAUUCAUUCUGUAAUGAAUAAUGAGAUUACUUACCUUUUAAGAAGUAAUCUACUUUCAUUGUCAUAGUCUCUAUAUAAUAGCUUUCUUAUAUUGUUUUUGUUCCUCCAGGCUGUGAAGUAUACAACUUAGGAACUUAAAAAGGUACAUCAGUCUUGGAAAUGGUAACAGCAUUCGAGAAAGUAUCAGGAAAGAAAAUUUCACUGGUGAUGGCUGCCCGACGACCUGGUGAUGCUGAAAUUGUGUAUGCAGCAAACGAGAAAGCGGAACGGGAAUUAAAAUGGAAGUAAGUGUGUGGUUGGCGGAUAGAAUAAUGAAAACCCAUAAUUGGGGCCUCAAGCUAACAUUUAAUUUUCUUCAAGGCAAAAUAUGGCAUUGAUGAGAUGUGCAGAGAUCAGUAGAAUUGGGCAAGCAAAAACCCCUAUGGUUAUGGGAAAUCUACCUGAUGCUCAGCUAUUGUUAGAAUGUUAGAAAUGGAGGGAGCAUCUAUCUUUGGAUAAAGAGUAGGAAUUAACUGAGAAGAGGAAUGCUUUGCAUUUCUUUCUCUGCUAGUUGAUGCUAGUUCAAUUCAUUCAUUGAUUAGUAAAGUGACAAGCAUAAAUAAAUAUAGAAUUGUAAAUAUGUAAUUUCAUUUAUGUUUUUUACUUUCA
This is a messenger RNA of Ipomoea nil (Japanese morning glory), 1785 nucleotides long. RefSeq lists its product as uncharacterized. The record is from RefSeq and is a predicted model, not a curated record. Lineage: Eukaryota; Viridiplantae; Streptophyta; Magnoliopsida; Solanales; Convolvulaceae. The transcript has 7 exons. The coding region runs from base 404 to 853 and encodes 149 amino acids.